Molecule: messenger RNA, 7182 nt
Organism: Pogona vitticeps (central bearded dragon)
Lineage: Eukaryota; Metazoa; Chordata; Lepidosauria; Squamata; Agamidae
Source: RefSeq, a predicted model, not a curated record
CCUUGCCCGAAAGGUACAAAGGUGUGGAAGAGGAGCGCGGCGGAGGGGUGGGGUGGGGGGAGAAGAAGAGGAGGCAAAAAAAUGUCUUCGACGUCGUCUUCGGUGGGGCCCCGCGGCCCUCGGCCCCCCACCGUGCCUCCCCCCAUGCAGGAGCUGCCUGACCUGAGCCACCUGACAGAAGAGGAGAGGAACAUUAUCAUGGCAGUGAUGGACCGGCAGAAGGAAGAGGAAGAGAAGGAAGAGGCCAUGCUCAAAAGAUUGCACCAACAAUUUGAAAGUUACAAAGAGCAAGUACGAAAAAUAGGUGAGGAAUCCCGCCGUUACCAAGGAGAACACAAAGAUGAUGCACCAACAUGUGGAAUCUGUCACAAAACUAAGUUCGCUGAUGGUUGUGGCCAUUUAUGCUCCUACUGCCGGACAAAGUUUUGUGCCAGAUGUGGAGGUCGGGUUUCCCUACGAUCAAACAAUGAGGACAAAGUGGUUAUGUGGGUAUGCAACUUAUGUCGAAAGCAACAAGAAAUCCUCACAAAAUCUGGAGCGUGGUUCUUUGGAAGUGGUCCACAACCGCUGCCUAGUCAAGAUGGAACACUGAGUGACACUGCUAGUGGCGGCGGUUCAGAGUCACCGAGAGAAAAGAAAGCAAGGCUUCAAGAACGAUCACGGUCUCAAACCCCCCUAAGCACAACAGCCAUCUCUUCGCAGGAAAUCUCCUCUAGUGUUCAAACUGACAGAAGAAAAGGCACAGAGGUAUCACAGCAAGCCAUGGGCCUGGAACAGAAGCAACCUUCAUCAAGGUCUAGAAGUGAACCUCCACGAGAGAGGAAGAAGACAUCUGCAGUUUCUGAACAGAAUGGGAAAGGAGGUCUAAAAGGUGAGCGCAAACGUGUGCCAAAAUCCGCACUUCCGCAGGGUGAAGGCCAAACAGAUGAAAGUGAGUAUAAAGAAAGACGUGAUGGUAGAAGAUUAGAGAAAGGGAGGUCUCAGGACUAUUCAGACUUUCCGCCCAAUUUUGAGGAAGGCAAGGCAAUAGAGGAAGAAAAACAAAGGAAAGAAGAUGAUUAUCACACUCGGUACAGGAGUGAUCCCAAUCUAGCACGAUAUCCUGUGAAGCCACAUCCUGAGGAGCAACAGAUGCGCAUGCAUGCCAAAGUUUCCAAAGUGCGGCAUGAAAGAAGACACAGUGAUGUUGCCUUGCCCCAUACAGAAGUCGAUGAGCCUGAGGUGCCUGAGAAUAAACUAGGAAAGCACUCGCAAUUGCAAGCCACUCAGGACAUACAAUCUCACCCAGAUACUCAGAGGGCAUACGCAGUAGAAAGAACAGGGGAUGUAAGAAUUUCCGUUUCUAAACAAUUAGCUAACCACACAUCGCCAACUCCCAGGCAGAGCGUGGUUUCUACAGAGCACUUAGAACCCCAAAACCAUGAUUCCUUUAAAACACAGAGUCGCCUCGAUCCUAGCUCUGCUAUUCUCAGUCGAAAAGCAAAGCGGGAGAAAAUGGAGACCAUGCUAAGGAAUGAUUCCCUGAGUUCUGACCAGUCAGAAUCAGUGCGUCCAUCUCCUCCAAAGCCUCAUAGACCAAAACGGGGCGGAAAGAAAAGACAAAUGUCAGUCAGCAGCUCUGAGGAAGAAGGAGCGUCAACACCUGAAUAUACCAGUUGUGAUGAUGUGGAAAUAGAAAGUGAAAGUGUCAGUGAAAAAGGUGACUUGGAUUAUUACUGGCUGGAUCCUGCCACGUGGCACAGUAGGGAGGCAUCCCCUCUUAGCUCGCAUCCUGUAACGUGGCAGCCAUCUAAAGAGGGAGAUCGUCUAAUUGGUCGUGUCAUUCUCAACAAGAGAACAACUAUGCCAAAAGAGUCAGGUUCAUUGUUAGGACUUAAAGUUGUAGGAGGAAAAAUGACUGAAUUAGGAAGACUUGGUGCCUUCAUUACCAAAGUAAAGAAAGGUAGCUUGGCUGAUGUGGUGGGACAUCUAAGAGCAGGUGAUGAAGUUCUUGAAUGGAAUGGUAAACCACUUCCUGGAGCUACAAAUGAAGAAGUUUACAACAUUAUUUUAGAAUCAAAAUCAGAACCUCAAGUUGAAAUUAUUGUUUCAAGACCUAUUGGUGACAUUCCAAGGAUUCCUGAAACUUCUCAUCCUCCACUAGAAUCUAGUUCUAGCUCAUUUGAAUCUCAAAAAAUGGAAAGGCCAUCCAUCUCUGUCAUAUCCCCUACUAGUCCUGGAGCCCUAAAAGAUGCACCACAAGUUCUGCCUGGGCAGCUUUCUAUUAAACUAUGGUAUGAUAAAGUGGGGCACCAGUUAAUAGUGAAUGUUCUUCAAGCAACAGAUUUGCCACCUAGAGCAGAUGGACGACCAAGGAAUCCUUAUGUGAAAAUGUAUUUCCUUCCAGACAGAAGUGAUAAGAGUAAAAGAAGGACCAAAACAGUAAAGAAAAGCUUAGAACCAAAAUGGAACCAAACUUUUCUCUACUCACACGUGCACCGUAGAGAUUUUAGAGAACGGAUGUUAGAAAUCACGGUGUGGGACCAACCACGAGUACAAGAAGAGGAAAGUGACUUUCUUGGAGAGAUCCUUAUUGAGCUGGAGACAGCACUGUUAGAUGACGAACCCCAUUGGUAUAAGCUGCAGACGCAUGAUGAAUCCUCACUACCUCUGCCUCAGCCAUCACCUUUCAUGCCAAGAAGACAUGUCCAUGGUGGAGAAAACUCUAGCAAAAAAUUGCAAAGAUCUCAGCGAAUCAGUGAUAGUGACAUCUCAGAUUAUGAUGUUGAUGAUGGUAUUGGAGUAGUUCCUUCAGUAGGCUAUAGGUCUAGCACUAGAGAAAGUAAAUCUACAACGUUAACUGUGCCAGAACAGCAAAGAACAACCCAUCAUCGUUCCCGAUCUGUAUCUCCUCACCGUGGUGAUGAUCAGCGCAGGACCCGUUCUCGUUUACCAAAUGUGCCAUUACAGAGGAGUUUAGAUGAAAUUCAUCAAAUGAGAAGGUCACGUUCUCCAACUAGACACCAUGAUGCCUCCCGAAGCCCAGUUGAUCGCAGGUCCAGAGAUAUGGAUAAUCAGUAUUUGUCCGAUCAAGAGAGUGAGCUUCUUAUGCUGCCCAGGGCAAAACGAGGAAGAAGUGCAGAGUGCCUACAUACCGCCAGAAAUUCUAUUAGGCACUAUAAAACACUACCACCCAAGAUGCCUUUAUUUGAGAAUGGCAGUUAUUGGAAUAUUUACAGCUCAACCCUGCCUGCAUAUGUUAAGGCCAAAUCUGUGCUUAGUCAGGAUAUUUCACUUCUUCAUAAUUGCCUUAAUUCACGAGUACCGAGGUUUACAGAUGGACUGUUGGUUAGUGAACUGCAGCCCUCACUUGACAGGGCUAGGAGUGCUAGUACCAACUGCUUGAGGCCUGAUACUAGUUUGCAUUCACCAGAACAAGAAAGAGGUAGAUGGUCUCCCUCACUAGAUAGGAGCCGACCCACUAGUCCCCGGAUUCAUAUCCAACAUGCGUCUCCGGAGGAUGACAGAACAACAACACCGCUGGAGUCUUGCAUUCCAAAACAAGACACUUUAAACUUCCUAACUGCUAAUCCAGAAGAAAUGCAGAGGCAUUCCAGAAAAGUGGAAAGAUAUAGCACCCAGAAGCAGACUAGGAAAGGCUCUGCAUCUGAAACAGAAAGGGUUCUACUGCCAUGUGUUUCUAGAAGGGGACCAACCCCAAGAAUCAGUGAUCAGCCAAUCAUUACUAGGGGAAAACAUCACACUCGCUCAAGGUCGAGUGAACACUCUAGUAUCAGACCAUUCUGUUCUGUACAUCACCUAGCUCCUGGAGGGUCGGCACCACCUUCUCCACUUCAGACAAGAAUACACCCACCGGGAAGUCCCAUGCAGUCCUCUCCAGCAGACACACCCUUCGGCAGCCGUAGAGGAAGACAGCUUCCACAAGUCCCUAUCAGAAGUGCCAGUAUAGAGCAAGAACAAGAGAGUUAUAGCUCAUCAUCAAAAGCAAAUUUAGUAGUGGAGGAACGAACAAGACAGAUGAAAAUGAAAAUGCACCGUUAUAAUCAGACAACAGGGUCUGGUUCUAGUCAAGAGCUUGAACGUGAGCAAUAUACCAAGUAUAACAUACAAACAGAUCAGUACAGAAGUUGUGAUAACGUCUCUGCCAAAUCAUCAGAUAGUGAUGUCAGUGAUGUGUCAGCUAUUUCCCGCACCAGCAGUGCCUCUCGCCUCAGCAGCACAAGCUUUAUGUCAGAGCAAUCAGAACGCCCUAGGGGCAGAAUCAGGUCAAAGUCUUUAGAGAUCUGCAAAACUGAUGGGAAAAAGGACAGAAGGAUAUCAUGGGAAUUAGAUGACAAGACGGGGGACUGUGGAAAGACAAUGACUGUGGAAGAAAAGAAAAGGAGAAGGCAUACUGUGGCUGAUGUGAGUACCUUUACUCCUAAAAUGCAAGGCAGACGGAUGGGGACUUCAGGGAGAACCAUCACAAAGAGCACAAGUGUCAGUGGAGAGGUGUAUAAGUUGGAACAUAAUGAUGGGAGUCAAUCCGACACUGCGGUUGGUACGGUUGGCACAGGUGGGAAGAAAAGACGAUCAAGUCUUAGUGCCAAAGUGGUGGCCAUGGUCUCACGACGGAGCAGAAGCACAUCCCAGCUUAGCCAAACAGAGACAGGCAACAAGAAGUUAAAAAGCACGAUACAGAGAAGCACAGAAACAGGGAUGGCAGCAGAAAUGAGGAGUCGUAUGGUCCGGCAGCCAAGUCGAGAAUCAACUGAUGGUAGUAUCAACAGUUACAGCUCUGAAGGAAACUUAAUAUUUCCUGGAGUUCGACUGGGGGCUGACAGUCAGUUCAGUGAUUUCCUUGAUGGUCUUGGGCCUGCCCAACUAGUAGGUCGACAGACUUUAGCAACUCCUGCUAUGGGUGACAUACAGAUUGGAAUGGUGGACAAAAAAGGCCAAUUAGAAGUGGAAGUCAUUAGAGCCCGAGGUCUAACACAAAAGCCGGGGUCCAAAUCUACCCCAGCUCCAUAUGUCAAAGUAUAUAUGUUGGAAAACGGGGCCUGUAUAGCCAAGAAGAAGACAAGGAUUGCCAGGAAGACCCUUGAUCCUUUAUACCAACAGACAUUAGUAUUCGAAGAAAGUCCUCAUGGUAAAGUCCUUCAGGUGAUUGUCUGGGGAGACUAUGGUCGAAUGGAUCACAAAUGUUUCAUGGGAGUUGCACAGAUCUUGCUGGAAGAACUUGAUUUGUCCAGCGUGGUAAUAGGCUGGUAUAAAUUAUUUCCACCCUCCUCCCUGGUGGAUCCCACGUUGACUCCUCUAACUCGCAGGGCCUCCCAGUCAUCACUGGAAAGUUCAACUGGGCCUCCCUGCAUUCGAUCUUAAUGAACAAAACAGCAGGUGCUCUUUAACAAAAUUGUUACCACCAAGGAUCGGAGCUAUUUGCAACAAUGAGGAGCAAUUUCAAAAAGAGACAAUCAUCACUUCAGUUUUGCCUGUAGUAGUUUAUCCAAAAAAAUAUGUCUGAGUUGUUUGUUCCAAGGGUGGCUUAAAUUGUCUGAACAAAUCGGUGUAUGAAAAUACAGUCAGUCCAUCAAGCAAAAUGUUCCUGAAGCUUCUGAUAAUCAAAACGAGGAGGGAACUCUGAAAAUUAAACUGGAACCGCUCGUUCUGUUCACAAUGACCCCACCCUGGUUUUUUUCCCCCCAGUGACCACCAACAGUGUUAACCUUUUGGUGUUUCUCUGUGUGUUAUUUCCAUUUGUUUUUGCUGUGUUAUCCUGCUAGUUUUGUCAAAAGUCAUCAUGAUGCUAACAGAGACCCUUCCUUUCUUUUUCUAACUCAAACCAAAAAGGGCUGAAGUCUAUCUCUGUAAGCAUCUCCAAAAAGUGUUCACCUGCCAGAAUUACUGUCUGAUGCCAAUAACAGACACAUAGCUCCUCCAUUCUGGUUGUCCAUAACCUUAAAACAUGUGGAAAACCAGAGUAAAUUUGCAGUUCAGUUUAACUUUUUAUUAGAGCUUAUCAUAACAUCCAUUGUAAAAAAAGUGAAUACAUAUACAUUAUGCAUUACAUAUCCCAUUUUUAAGUUUUAUUGAGAUUUUGCAUGGAGGAAACCUGCAGCUACAACUAUUGCUGAAAACCUGAUUUAAAAAAACACAACAGUUAUGUUUUUCAUUCUGACAUUAGCAAUUACGUCUGUAAAGCCAUUGUCUUACCAGACUCAUUGAGAAAAGUCUUUAUGUUCAUACAUGUAAAUGUAUAGUUGACUUCCCAAAUGUUGAUCAGGAAUGGAGUUGGGCAUCUGAACUUUUAGCUAUACCAAGGCUUCUCUGAUACAUGUGUCAUUUUUGACACAGUUGUCUGUCCUGGUUAGAGCAUGGUACAGGUUGUUCAGUUUUCCAGUGGAAGUUCCAGUUGAAAUAUUCUGCACUUACUAAUGUUUUUAUCAAAUUUCAGUUUACAUUUCUCUGAGACUGAUGCAAGCACAAAGCUUGAUUUUUAACAAAGGUAAUAUUACUUUUAUGGGGCGUGGGGGGAGGUACAGUCAAACAAUACUUGCAUUUUGUUCAUCUGGGUUCUUUCUUGGCCUUGAAAUCCCUUGUGUUUUUCUGUAAAUGUGCUGAAAACUGCAGAAUGUGCAGGUGCAUUGAGAAGUUCUCCUUCCUUUUAUGGUGAUCUCACAAAAUAGAGCAGCAUGACUUGGAACUGUUUCAAAGCUGCAUGCACGUUUUUGUAAAAAAAAAAGAGAGAGAGAGAGAGAAAUAAAAAGAAAAAAGAUAAAAGAUAAAAGAGAGGAAAAAAAGAAACAAACAAAAGAGAUUAUUUAAUAAUAUAUGUUAGUUCCACAUAGGCCAGGUUGUAUGUUGCAUGUACUUGUACAGUUUGCUCGUAAUUACUCUAAUGAAGUAACCAAGAAAUCUAAGCCAUCCAUUUUUUCUUAUAGACAUUUUGCAGGUUUUAGCCAGACUAUCAUUCAGUCUGGAGCUAAAUGUCUAUAGAUGGACUUUAUUUUUUACCCUAUGGAAAACGUGAUGUAGUACGGACCAAAUUCCUUCUAAUAAAUAUUUUGGUGUAGAUUCCUACUGUUGGGCUGUAACACAUGUAGAAACUGUGGACACAAUUAAGUUUUCCUUCAUAGACAUAACUGCCUGCACCAAGUGAACUAAUUAUUAUUAUUAUUAUUAUUAUUAUUAUUAUUAUUAUUA